AAAAUAUCUCACUGAUAGUGACAACGUGGCCGAAAAUGAACAACACCCGCUAGAGCCUUCUCUUGCUGGGAAUUAUGUUCAGUGUACCGGGAUAUGUCGUGAACGGCUGCCCCUUGGGCGGUCAGAACCCUGUUCAGCGUAUACGUACAGUAUUGGAGGCACAGCUGGCAGAAGAUCGCAUGACCAAUCACGUCAUCACCCUGACCGACCUCGAAGAUGCCAUAUAUCCGACGCCCGAUACAGUCAGUUUCCCUGUGGGAAACUGGAAAACGUUUUUCUGUGAGGUUGCCAAGCCGGAACUGGCGGAGCGGGUCGUCUGGCGCCACCAUAACGCCACCAUCCACGGUAGCGCAGUGCCGCCCUCCCCCAAAGGCCACUACUAUCGGCAGACGACCAUCGAAAACAUCAGCUACCUUUUUAUACACAACGUCAGCCGUGGCUCAGGGGGGACCGUGGAGUGUCUAAUGCCCUGCGCCGGUGACCUAUGCCACCUGCGCACUUACUACCUGCAGUCGGAGCUGCGCGCCCGCGAUAUCUUCGUCCCUCCGAUGCGCAACGUGUCCACGCCGUUGUGGAGCUCCUCCAUGACGUGCAACGGGAGCGUCGACUGUAGCCAGACUCAGCCGGUGUCCCUCUUUAUCUGGAAGUACGACGGCUACUUCGUGGCGGCGCCGUAUUCAGAUCUGCUCGGUUGGCCCGUUCCCGGUCUACUCAACGGCUCCGUCACCUUCGACGCGUCAACUCAAGGAGCUCCUGAUCCCUAUUGCGCCAGCACGCUGACCAUCACCAUGCGGGAGGAGGCCAGUCCGCGAUCUGCGCGGGUGGACUGCUGGAUGCGCACUGAUGUUCGCAGCCGCGAGUGGCUAGCCCAGUCGGCGCAUGUCCACUUCGCGCAGCUGCAGUAUUAACCAUUGUCCAUCGAGAUCACACCAUCGCAGUACCACCAACACGUGCAAGGUGACAAAGGAGCGUUUAAAAUUUUUUGUUAAAUGUAGUCGUUCUGGUAGUGGUGCCAGUUGCGGUUAUCUACAAAUUCAUAAAUCGCUACGUCUUUAUUCCAAGAAAUUUGACUCCUAAUUCGAGAUUCAAUUUUUACAGUAACUAUCGUUUUUUUAAAAAAUAGUUUGUGACAUCUAAGUUCACCGAAUGUGGUUUUAAAAAAAGUUU
Paramacrobiotus metropolitanus is the source of this 1167-nucleotide messenger RNA. RefSeq lists its product as uncharacterized. The transcript has 2 exons. NCBI's taxonomy places the organism in Eukaryota, Metazoa, Tardigrada, Eutardigrada, Parachela, Macrobiotidae. The coding region runs from base 75 to 908 and encodes 277 amino acids. The record is from RefSeq and is a predicted model, not a curated record.